Molecule: messenger RNA, 3748 nt
Organism: Eublepharis macularius
Lineage: Eukaryota; Metazoa; Chordata; Lepidosauria; Squamata; Eublepharidae
Gene: GATAD2A
Product: GATA zinc finger domain containing 2A
Exons: 12
Coding region: 278-2098 (606 amino acids)
Biological process (GO): negative regulation of transcription by RNA polymerase II
Cellular component (GO): NuRD complex
Molecular function (GO): sequence-specific DNA binding
Source: RefSeq, a predicted model, not a curated record
GAAGCGCAUUAUUGGGUAUCGGGGGGCUGGACGCGGAGGACGGCGACUCGCGCCGGUUGCUCGGGAAGCGAAGGCUUGCUUUCCCCCCCCACCCACCCCGGUGGAAGGCGCAGAGGGGGGAAGAGGCCCCGGGAAGCCACGCAUCGGAUCCGCUUCGCUCCUCCUCCGAGUUUUAAACUCGGAUCGCGCCCGCGGAUUUGUUCCUUGCUGCCGGCUCCCCUCGAUCCAGAGGACGCGGAUCUUUAGAACUCAUGAGUGUCUCUGACAGAGCACCAUAAUGACGGAGGAAGCCUGCCGGACACGAAGCCAGAAGCGAGCACUGGAACGCGAGAUCAACCAGAACGACAUAGACAGUAAAAAGAUGAAGAUGGACAAGGGGCUUUUGGGGGCCCCGGAGGCAAAUGCCGAAGGGGGGGACCUUAAGAUAAAGACGGACUCCACAUCUGGGAGAGUCCCGGGAUUAUUAAAAGGAGGGGAAAUGAAAGCCACCAUCAAAGUGGAGGUGCAGACGGGAGAUGAGCCGGUGGAUAUGAGCACCCCAAAAAGCGACCCGAAGCGAGAGCGGAGAGUCCCAUCGCCCGAUGUAAUAGUCCUCUCGGACAACGAGCCGUCGAGCCCCAGAAUGAACGGGUUGACGAAAAUAGCGAUAAAAGAGACCAGCGCGGAGGUGUUGAUGAAAAGCAGCCCCGAGGAGCGGGAGCGAAUGAUCAAGCAGCUGAAGGAGGAGCUGCGGUUAGAAGAAGCGAAACUGGUGCUGUUGAAAAAGCUCCGGCAGAGUCAGAUACAGAAGGAGGUGACCGCUCAGAAGCCCGCUGGUUCCUCAGGAAACACUGUGGCAACCCCUCCACCGUUGGUACGGGGAACGCAGACCCUCACAUCUAGCAAAUCCGCUCUCCUUCAGAAUUCUUCUUCGCGUAUUCCUGGGACUGUUAUUCCUCCCCCGUUGAUCCGCGGGGGGCAGCAAGCAUCCUCAAAGCUGGGUUCUCAGCAAAACACACAAAUAGUCAUGCCCCCUCUCGUCCGAGGGGCACAGCAAAUCCACAACAUUCGCCAACACUCCACCUCAGGGCCCCCUCCGCUGCUCCUGGCUCCACGGGCCUCCGUCCCCAGCGUGCAGAUACAGGGCCAGCGGAUCAUACAGCAGGGCCUUAUCCGUGUCGCCAAUGUCCCCAACGCGAGCCUGUUGGUCAACAUCCCACAGGCCUCGCCAACUUCCCUUAAAGGCACAGCUGUGACGUCGGCCCAGGCAAACGCUGCGGCCACCACGACCAGUGUGGCGUCCAUUGUCAACUCCAACGACUCUCCGGCCAGCCGACAAGCAGCUGCCAAGCUGGCGCUACGAAAGCAGCUGGAAAAGACCCUGCUGGAGAUCCCCCCUCCCAAGCCGCCAGCCCCCGAAAUGAACUUCCUGCCCAGUGCAGCCAACAAUGAGUUCAUUUACCUGGUGGGGCUGGAGGAGGUGGUGCAGAACCUUUUGGAAAGUCAAGGCAAAGCGUCGGUCGCCCCCUGCUCGCAGGAACCCUACACCUGCGUCCAGUGCAAGACGGACUUCACCUGCCGCUGGCGGGAAGAGAAGCGGGGGCUUAUCAUGUGUGAGACCUGCAUGUCCUCCAACCAGAAGAAGGCCCUGAAGGCCGAGCACACCACCCGCCUGAAGGCCGCCUUCGUCAAGGCCCUCCAGCAGGAGCAGGAGAUAGAGCAGCGGAUACUGCAGCAGGCUGCCUCCCCUGUGCAGACAAAGCCGGAACAGCUCGCUCAGCAGCACCACGCGCUCAAGCAGACCGCCGGCCAGCUGCCCCGAAGCGCCAGCACCACCCGUGGAGUCUUGCAUGCAUUUAGCCAGUCGCCCAAGUUGCAGAACGCGUCCGGCGUGGCCGUACUUGGUGGCAGGCAAGGUAAGCGUGCUCAGAGGCCCAUCGGGAAAGGCGGUGCUUGCACUUGGAAGAAGACUGUCGUCAACGCAGGCGGGGCGCUAAAUUUUGUGAACCCUAGUCUCGCCGUGCACAAAACGACUUCCUCAGCCGUGGACCGCCAGCGCGAGUACCUUCUGGAUAUGAUCCCUCCGCGAUCCAUCCCUCAGUCUGCCACAUGGAAAUAACGCAGGGGCCUCUGUUACUAGUGGAAGACUUCGACUUUUCUUGGGUUUUUUUGGUCCCUCACCCCUCUCCCAUUUGAGUCUGCUACCCUUCUCUGCCCACCCCAUUCCACCAUGUAGUGGAAAUCUGCUUUUUGAGCCUAGCUGGAUUUGCCCCAUGGGGGGUGUGCAGGGGGAGGCUUUUUUUUUUCCUUUGGUCAACCCUGCCGAAGGCUGCCUCACAUUCCGCAGGGUGGAAGGGACGCUUUGGGGGAAUGGCGAUGACGCGAGGCUACCAAAUUCUUGUGGCAACGGCUGGCUCGGAGAGGGGAGAGAAAUCUUGAUGAUUCUUUUUUUUUUCCUUACGUAUUUCUGUUUAGUUUGGGGGCUGAUGUUUUUUUUUUCCCAAUCAGCACUAGCACAGAGCAAGGUGGACUGCACAAGAUAUGUGCUCUCAGCUGCUUCUGGUUCCCUUCCCCGCCUUACAUAGAUAGUUAUAUGGGUUUAAUUUUUUGUUUCUUUGUUUGUUUGGGGUUGUUUUGGUCGAUCGUACAACGGUCGUUAGUGAUCAAGGGUAUACUUUUUCCCGCGCAUGGGAAAUAGAACUGGAAACCAGCAAUAGCGGACAAAUUCGGCAAGGGAGGAUCGGUGCCCCUCUUCGUCCCUCCUCGGCACCACCCUCGGUGAUUCUCAAGGAUGCAGGAGUGUGAUGGUGGGAUUUUUGUUUUUCUUUUUCAGUCCAAUAAUAAAUUAUGAAACUUCGCAGAUGGGUUGAGACUCUAUCAGAAGAAAUGGGGCGAGCGAACAUGGGGUUUGUCCUUUUGUGUAUGCCACCCUGUGUCAGCAUGUCUUGCCCUGGACAUUCGACAGUCUCUUCCCUGACCACUACUGGAGAGUUGAAACCAAAACGCUGUCUUGAAUAUCCUUCUUCUGAACAGUCAACAUGUAUGGGAGAUGGGGGGGGGGAGCAUUUGUCCAGAGCUCCCAGUUGUCAAAGGAAAUGGGAAUAAUUUUUACAGAACUCUUUUUGGGUUUUUCUUCAAUGACUCCUUUUUUCUUUUUAAUUUUUCCCACCUUGACUGUCUAGGAGCAGCGUGCAAUUUAGUUUUGUUGAGCAGAAGGGACCAGAAGAGUAAGAGGUUAUGUGGUUUUGUUUUAAAAAAAAAGAAUAAAAUGAAAUAAAACACGAGACAAAACCUGCUUGUCUCAAUUGCUGCCACUGUGGAUGGGGGCCGGGAAGAGGAAUAAGAAUCUCAUUCCUGUUUGGACAGUUCUGAGUCUCGUCGCCAGCUGCAAAAUGCAACAUUGCAUGAGAAAGGCUGCCUCCAACGUGAACAUGUCAAUUGCUCAACAUGCUCCGUCACCCUCUUGGGGAGGGAGGGAAGAGUUCCCUGUAGCACCUUGGCUAACUCUGGCUUUAAAUCCAUUUUUAUCCCCUAAAAAUUCCAACUAUAAUCCCGAAGCUUCAGAUUUACAUUUUCACCCCUCCCUCAUUUUUUUUUUUAGUUUUUAUUUUCUAGCGGCGGAAAGUAUGGACCUUUCUAUUACGAUUUCUAAUAACGUGUCAGCACUGGACUUAGUGCUGACCUAUAGAAGGUGCAUUGCAAAAAUUAUAUAAAUAUAUAUAUAUCUAUAUAUAUAAAGAGGAAGGGGCGGGGGGGUUAAUACUGUGCA